Calypte anna (Anna's hummingbird) is the source of this 3216-nucleotide messenger RNA. RefSeq names its product SAS-6 centriolar assembly protein (gene SASS6). Gene Ontology annotation, biological process: centriole replication. NCBI's taxonomy places the organism in Eukaryota, Metazoa, Chordata, Aves, Apodiformes, Trochilidae. The record is from RefSeq and is a predicted model, not a curated record. Gene Ontology annotation, cellular component: centriole; centrosome.
GACCAGGGAACCCCGGCAAUGGCUGCGCCGCUGCCAUUUUUCUCCCAGCAUCCCCUGCGGCCGCCGCCGCCCCGGCUCCAUUUCCGCGCGAGCGCGGCGCCAAACUCGAAGCUCAAGAUGGCGGCGGAGAGUGUGUUCAACCGCCCGGUGUGUGUGCUGGUGAGGGGCCAGGGCUUGCGAGGAGAGGAUUUAGCUGUUCGAUUGACUGAUGAUACUGAUCCUUUUUUUCUUUAUAACCUUGUCAUAUCUGAGGAAGAUUUUCAAAGUUUAAAAUCCCAGCAAGGUCUUCUGGUAGACUUCUCUGCUUUCCCAAAAUUUAUAGAUCUGCUUCAGCAAUGCAUUCAGGAACAGAACAAAGAUAUCCCAAGGUUCUUGCUGCAGUUAGUUUCUUCAGCAUCUAUUCUAGAUCACACACCUGUCUUUCUAAAUGUAGUGGAGACGAACCCUUUCAAACAUCUUACCCAUCUCUCUCUGAAGUUCCUACCAGGAAAUGAUGCAGAAAUAAAGAAGUUUUUAGCCAGCUGUUUGAAAUGCCUUAAGGAAGACAAAAUGAUGUUGGAAGAAAAGCUUAGAAAAACUGAAGAGGAUCUGACUAGACAACUGAGCUACACUCAACAGAACUUGUCAGAGAAGAGCCGAGAACUAGAUAAAAUGAAACAUGAAUGGACAUCAGUCACUACAGCUCUAACAAACAAACACACACAGGAGCUGACAAAUGAAAAGGAAAGAGCUCUGCAGGCACAAGCUCAGUACCAACAACAGCAUGAACAACAGAAAAAGGAGCUAGAAAAUUUGCAUCAGAAAAAUAUUCAACAGUUGCAGAACAGACUCUCAGAACUGGAGGUCAUCAAUAAAGAUCUAACAGAAAAGAGAUACAAAGGAGACUCCACAGUCAGAGAACUGAAAGCAAAGCUUUCUGGAAUAGAAGAUGAAUGUCAAAGAGCAAAGCAGGAGGUACUUUCACUGCGUCGGGAGAACACAACUCUGGAUGCUGAAUGUCAUGAGAAAGAGAAACUCAUAAACCAGCUGCAGACCCGGGUUGCUGUUCUGGAACAAGAGAUCAAAGAUAAAGAUCAGCUCAUUAUUAGAACAAAGGAAGUAUUGGAUGCCACACAAGAGCAAAAGGUGAACCUGGAAGAGAGUACAGAAAAAAAACAAAGUCAUAUUGAAAAACUAGAGAUAACAAUUAAGUCAUUAUCAGGAGAACUUCUUAAGGCUAAUGAAAUUAUCAAGAAGUUACAAGGAGAUUUGAAAACUCUAAUGAGUAAAUUAAAAUUGAAAAAUACAGUUACAAUUCAACAGGAAAAACUGUUGGCAGAGAAAGAAGAAAGACUGCAAAAAGAACAGAGAGAAUUCCAGGAGAUGGGUCAGUCUCUUCGGACAAAAGAACAGGAGGUUUGCAAGCUACAAGAACAGCUAGAAACUACAAUACAAAAACUAGAAGAAAGCAAGCAGUUACUGAAAACCAAUGAAAAUGUAAUCACAUGGUUAAACAAACAGCUGAAUGAAAUUCAGGUGGGCAAGAAGCUAGACAGUUCUCCCAACUCACUUGGUGGUGGUAGGGCUGCCAUUUCACCUCAUGGCAUGCCUGACCAACCAUCCUUUCCCAGCUCAAGAAUCAAUCAUCCCAUUUCUCCUCUGUAUGCUUUCCAGAACUUUGCAGAACCAGCACACCACAAAAACAUCAGUUCACAAUGUCCAGUACCAAAGAUUCAGUUUAACAUGCAGCUUUCCAAAAUGAAUCAAUGUUCAAAUGUUCAGACAGUACCUGCAACCAUUUUUCCAGCAAACAAGGAGAAUGGUGAUAAUUUGGGGUUGGACUCAAAGUAUUUCAAGAAAAAAGAUGACAGCAUUCCUUUACGAGGGCUUAGCCAAAAUACACUCAACUCUGAAUAUCUGAAACCAUCUACAUCACCAAAAGCCCAGCCAUCACCAAAAGCUGCAGUAAUACCACCCUCAGCUUAUUUUCCUGGAUAGUAGAUGGGGUUCUUAAAGUAAGAGUCCUUUUCUGACCAUUUGGGGGUGUGUGUGAUGUCCUGUAAUAGUCCGACCUGACAUAAUUUUCUAAGUCUGAAUCUGUUUUCUUUGAGAAGCAUACCUUGAUUGACUUUGAUGACUUUUCAGGGUACAGAGCCUAAAGAAAAGAUAAAAACUUUGCAAGCAGCCUCAGCCCUCUUAGUAUAUUGGAGACUGGACUCUUCCUAAAAACCCACUUAAGUGCACUGACUUGUUACAAGAACUGACAAGUGUGGCUCUGUUACAGAUGAAAUGUACACUCUAGCAUUCCCUGAGAGAGAAACACUUCUCUGUGAAUACUUUUCUGACUCCUUUCAGAGAAAAGGAUGAUGCAAAUAGGAAUGCUGGAGCACAACAGUUGCUGGUUUAGCUGACCAAUUUUAAUAAUGGUCAAGCUUCUACAUUAGCAUAACUGCCUCACUAAUCCUCCCUUACAAUUUUAAUUUUUAAAACUUUCUCAAUUUUGGAACUAGUUUAUUUCAUUUGUGUAUGGACUUACAAAUAUAUUUAAUACUUAACUUGCUAAAUUAUUUCCUGAAGGUAUAAAAAUUUAAUUAAAAGUUCUUGCUCUUGGUUACCCUGAUGUGCUGUUAAUGUCAGCAGUGUACUCCACAGGUCACCAUGCAUAAACGAUUAAGCAAAGUAUCUAAACAGUUAACUAUUGAAAGUAUCACAACAGCUAAAAGCUACUUAUUUUACUAACCAUAGUUCACAGAAAUUUGAGCUUCUCUAACACUUACUUUAGGGGGACCAAGUCUAUUCAGCUGUUCUACUUGAGCUCAAAUGUUAGAAUCACAACUUCAUUCUGUGCAGCUUUACUGGGACACCAAAUGAAAAUCUGGCAAGUGUUGUAACAUACAAAAUAAACUUAAGUUACUUUUUUAUGUCAUAGCUUUUUUCCCAGCUAUUUAAGUGAUCCAGAGGUUGUAUAUUUAAGUGGUUUGUUUUGCAGUGCAAACUGUUUUAUAUUUGUUUAUAAAUCAAGCACCCAUGUUUAAUCGUAUAUUCACUUUUUUUUUGACAUAUAAAUUGUCAGUGGAAAUAUUAAAUGUGUGGUUUUUUGUAUCAAAAUGUCUGAUUAGUAAUGUUCCAACAGUCCUAAAGUAACAUUCUCCCCACACAGAAAUUCCAGCAUUAGGUAAGUGCUAGACCCAUAUUUUUUUUAGUCACCUUACCUGGAGUUUUCUUCCCAGCUCACUU